Eurypyga helias (sunbittern) is the source of this 1005-nucleotide messenger RNA. Its product is annotated as angiopoietin-related protein 3-like. The record is from RefSeq and is a predicted model, not a curated record. The annotation marks the transcript as partial. The transcript has 5 exons. Gene Ontology annotation, biological process: cholesterol homeostasis; phospholipid catabolic process; triglyceride homeostasis. Lineage: Eukaryota; Metazoa; Chordata; Aves; Eurypygiformes; Eurypygidae.
GCAGAAACUGUUAGCAGGAAAAGUCUCUGCAUCCUGAACAACCAAAGCAUAUCUCAGGAGCAGAAAACAUGAAAAUCAUUCUGGUCUUUCUAUUCAUUGCCUCACUUGCUCUUUUGGCUAGAGCUGAGAAGGAUUAUUCCUCCUUGGAUUCUGCUGCGUCUCCCGAGACGAAGUCAAGAUUUGCCAUGCUAGAUGAUGUACGAAUCUUAGCCAAUGGACUCCUCCAGCUUGGGCAUGGUCUUAAAGACUUUGUCCAUAAGACGAAGGGGCAGAUGAAUGACAUCUUUCAAAAACUUUACAUUUUUGAUAGGUCUUUCUAUGAGCUCUCCCUGCAAACCAGUGAAAUCAAAGAAGAAGAAGAACAGCUCAGACAAACUACGGCCAGACUGCAAAUCAACAAUGAAGAGAUAAAGAAUCUCUCACAGGAGAUGAAUUCGAAGAUUGAGGACCUCAUACAAAACAAAAUCCAGCUACAAGAGAAAGUAUGGGGACUGGAAGACAAAGUCACAAAACUGGCCAUUAUCCAGCCUUCAGUGCAAGACACAAAAGAAAUUUCUUCACUCAAAGCUUUUGUGGAGCAGCAGGAUAACCACAUCAAGCAACUUCUCAAAAUUGUAGAGGAUCAGCACGUGCAACUUGACAGACAGCACAAUCAAAUAAUGGAUCUGGAGGACAAGCUAAACCACAUAGAGCUCCAGGAACUCGCAGAGAACUCCUUCCCGGGGGAGCAAACAGAACCAGAAGGCAUCUCCUUCCCUGUGCGCAACGCCACGGCUGUGACGUACAAAUCUGAUGGUGCUGCUCUUGACUGCACUGCUCUCUACAACAGCGGCACGCGGUCCAGUGGUGUCUACACUAUUAAGCCCAACGGCUCAGAAGCUUUCGAUGUCUACUGUGAAGUGAAACUUGGCAGCGCCUGGACUGUAAUCCAGAACAGAGUGGACGGAUCACUAGGUUUCAAUCAAACCUGGGAUGCCUAUACGAACGGUUUUGGUGACCUCAAUG